Molecule: messenger RNA, 1632 nt
Organism: Penicillium alfredii
Lineage: Eukaryota; Fungi; Ascomycota; Eurotiomycetes; Eurotiales; Aspergillaceae
Product: putative hexokinase
Exons: 1
Coding region: 1-1632 (543 amino acids)
Biological process (GO): glycolytic process; glucose 6-phosphate metabolic process; intracellular glucose homeostasis
Cellular component (GO): cytosol; mitochondrion
Molecular function (GO): D-glucose binding; fructokinase activity; ATP binding
Source: RefSeq, a predicted model, not a curated record
AUGCCGGCCCCGCUAGUCAAGAUCUUGCACCGACUCCAGGAACUGUUCCAUAACGUGGUGGCCGCCCUCGAGACCAUGGUCCUCUUUCCCUCGCUCUUCCGCGGUUUCUCACGCCGCCGCCGAAAGCCGUUCCUCGGCGCCCAUUGGCGACGUCGCACCCUGGAUGAUUUCGCCGACGAGAUCGAUUCGUUGUUCACGGCGCCGCUGUCCACGCGCAAGAUGGUUGAUAUGUCCGAGAAGAUCCGUGCCCAGUUCCACCACUGCCUGCAGUCUAGCCCCGUCUGCAUGCUCCCCUCGUACAACCACGCCCUGCCCGCCGGCUCCGAGAAAGGCACGUAUCUGGCGCUCGAUGUGGGAGGAUCGACAUUCCGUGCGUCGCUGAUUGAAUUGAAUGGGCGCGAGGAGGGUGUGCGCAUUGUACGGACAUCGUCGUCCUACAUCGAUAAUGAGAUCAAGUUGCUGGAGGGACCCCAAUUCUUUGACUGGAUGGCCGAGCAGAUCGAGAACGUGCUCCAGGAGGUGGGCGCUGAUUACGCUCGUGGGGAGGCUUCCCUGGCGAUGGGUCUGUCGUGGUCAUUCCCCAUCGACCAGACGUCCAAUAAUAGCGGGCUGAUCAUCCCCAUGGGGAAAGGGUUCAUGUGCUCGAAUGGCGUGGUCGGACAGGACCUGGGCGAUUUGAUGAUCCAGUCUUGUCGCAAGCGCAACCUCAACGUGGAGGUGGCCGCAAUUUUAAAUGACAGCUCUGCUGCUCUCCUUUCGCGCGCCUAUGUCGACCCUAAGACUCGCAUGUCCCUCAUCCUGGGGACGGGUACCAACAUGGCAAUUCAUUUCCCGGUCCACGAUAUUGGACAGGCCAAGUUUGGGGUUCGCCCGGAGGGCUGGUUCGACUAUGCCAAGCAUGUAAUCGUCAACAGCGAAAUGAGUAUGUUUGGCGGCGGCGUGCUCCCCAUGACCCGGUGGGAUGACAUCCUCAACCGCACCCACAUGCGCCCUGACUACCAGCCCCUCGAGUACAUGAUUACCGGUCGAUACCUGGGCGAGAUUGUGCGCUUGAUCAUCGUUGAGGCUGUCGAGACCGCGCGCCUCUUUGGUGGCGAGCUCCCGCACUCCAUGCGUGAGCCCUAUUCCUUGGACACUAGCAUCGUCGCCUUCCUCGAGGAAGACUCGACCGCUUCCCUGGCUGGCUCCGCCGCCCUCCUCCAGAAAGAACACACUUUCCCGUCCUACCCCUCCGUGGAAGACCUCCGGUUCCUGCGCCAUGUCUGCCACGUCGUGUCUCGCCGCGCCGCUGGGUACAUGGCGACAGCCAUUCACAGCAUGUGGUGUCUGCACAACGAGGUUGAGUCCCCUGGGUCAGCAGCAAUUGUCGACCCGCUGGCCAAGGAAUCGCCGGAGAUUACUGUUGUGGAGAGCAAUGACUCAUCAAAGAACAUGUCCAUUGCAUGCGACGGUGCCGUCAUCAACAAAUACCCGGGCUUUCGCGAUACCUGCCAGGAUUAUCUGGACCAGUUGACCGAGCAGACGCACCCUGCCACUGGACCUUCCAUCCGCCUCGACCCUGCUCCCGAGAGUGCUAUCCUUGGGGCGGCCGUUGCCGUCGCGGUGGCAGUGGCCGAGAAGGCCGGGCAUUAG